AUGAAAGAAGAUAACCUACAAAGAAAGAUUAAUUCAUUUCAAUCACAUCAAAGAAGAGUACCUCGUAUUGAUCGAAAUGUUGUUAAAAAUUUAUCGUCUCGUAUUUUGUCACAUGAUGAAACCGAUUGCCUCGCCCAUGGAUUAGAUUAUGGUCUUGUUCCUAAAAAAACUGAUGAUAUGAAUAUUGUUAGUAAUAUUGAAAAUUUCUUUCAUCGAAUAACUGAUAUUUCUCAACAUCAUAAAAUGCUGAUGUCUGAAGUUACUAAUAAAGAUACAGUUGAUGGUUCUGAUGUUCGUGUUCUUGAUUCAAAAGAAAUGACUUUGGCGAGCAGUUUUCGUUCUAUUACUGACUCAUUUCGUCAUCAAGCUUAUCGUUUUGCACAAUUACAGAAUAGAAUUAAUACUGAACAGCAAAAAUAUCGUCAUGUAUUAAAGAACUUAAAAGAAGAUAAAUCGAUCGUUGUUACUCGCCCAGAUAAAGGCAAAGGUUUUACUAUACGACAAGAACGUCGAUAUCGAGUUGCCGAUAUUGAUAUUAUCAAAACAAUAUUAUUUGUUAAAUGUCACUAA
Messenger RNA from Rotaria sp. Silwood1, 570 nucleotides. NCBI's taxonomy places the organism in Eukaryota, Metazoa, Rotifera, Eurotatoria, Philodinida, Philodinidae. The record is from the annotation of a GenBank genome assembly.